Molecule: messenger RNA, 2052 nt
Organism: Siniperca chuatsi (mandarin fish)
Lineage: Eukaryota; Metazoa; Chordata; Actinopteri; Centrarchiformes; Sinipercidae
Gene: cdx1a
Product: caudal type homeobox 1a
Exons: 3
Coding region: 285-959 (224 amino acids)
Biological process (GO): regulation of transcription by RNA polymerase II; embryo development; anterior/posterior axis specification
Cellular component (GO): nucleus
Molecular function (GO): RNA polymerase II transcription regulatory region sequence-specific DNA binding; DNA-binding transcription factor activity, RNA polymerase II-specific
Source: RefSeq, a predicted model, not a curated record
UCAAUGCCCUCACGUCGCCAAGACGAGCAAGCAGGUGGGCCGCAGGUAAAACGUGACGUCAUGAUGAUACUUUUGAACUCCUUGGCAGUAAAUCUAUAAAGGUGUGUAGUCUUACUGCACAGGUAACCGUUCAGUAAUAAGCCUGAACCUUAGACUGAAGUGAAAACAGAGCGCCAGUGCCUGCUGAGGAUAAACUGUGAGGACUAACAUGCGCCAGGAAGUUUGAUGAAGUUUCACCGAGGUCUACCUGAGAGUAACCCUACCUGUCUGACGAGGACACCGGUAUGUACCCCAACUCACAGUCGGCCAGACACCAGACACUGUCACUGAACAGUCAGUACAUUCCGCCUCCGUAUGACUUCCCUGGUUAUCAUCACGUCACGGGAGUCGGUGACCCGUCGACAAGUGCCUGGAACAGCGUCUACGCUCCCCGGGAGGAGUAUCCGUACAGCUUCCCGGGGUCAAGCCCCAGCGCCGGGCAAGUCAACUUCUCCUCCCCGGAGCUGUGCGGCACGCCUACCGCCGCUGGAGGGGGGUCGUUCAUCCCCUACAACUUCAUCUCCGGACAGGACCCCUUCAGCUCCAGGAGGAGAUCACAUGAAUCCGUCAGACCGUCAGUUUCAGGAGUGAAGACUCGCACCAAGGACAAGUACAGGGUGGUGUACACUGACCAGCAACGCCUGGAGCUGGAGAAGGAGUUUCAGUACAACCGCUACAUCACCAUGAGGAGGAAGACCGAGCUGUCAAUGGCACUGAGCCUCUCAGAGAGACAGGUGAAGAUCUGGUUUCAGAACAGACGUGCCAAAGAGAGGAAGAUAAACAAGAAGAAGCUGCAGCAUUCCCAGCAGGCCUCUACGACUACACCCACCCCACCUGUGCUGGGUGGACCCGUAGACACCCACAUCACCACCAGCCCCAGCAGCAACCUUUUGUCUGACACGAUAUCAGAGGAAUACUAGGUGGAUUUUACAUGGAAGACUGAUACAGCAUGAAAUAUGUACAUAGUGUCUUUUGUUUUUAUAAGUUUACCACAGAAUGACUGAAGAUGAUUCACAUCAACAUGAUUAUAUAAUGCCACACCUCCUGCCUUUCACACUACAUGUGUGUUGCAUUGAUCGUCUCUGGGCAUUUGCCGAUCACAGGAUGUUAAUGUGUUAAUAUGGAUAAUUAUCAGCACCAAGAUACUGAUUUUAAGGACAAAGAAUCAUUGGACAACGUGUCACUUUUUCAAAAAUUGUUGGUUAAAGUCACAUCAAAAAAGCAUUUUCAGACGUUCCUCUUUCCUUAACAUAAAGGGAUGUGGAAAUGUUUCUGAAUAUUGGUUGAUAAGCGUGUGAAUGCAGAUGUCUAUGUAUAGUCAAGUAUCUGCUUCAUUAAUAAGAAAAUAGGAAUUAUGUGUCUUUUUUAUGUCUUUCUAUUUGUUCUAACUGCAUGAGGAAAUGCAUCUCAAAAUCACACUUGAGCAUAUAAAUAAAAAUUAAAAUGAAUAAUGCUGAUUCUGCCGAUAUAUCCAAAAACAGCCCUGCUCCUUAUUUUUGGGGAAGUAAAAUUAUGUUAAUUCAUCUCUUUAUUACCAUUUGAAUUUACAGGAAAUAGAGAGAGAGCAAAGAGUGUUGUGUUUGUUACUUCUAAGGAAAGAAGGUGAUGCCAAAGUUCAACACCCCUUUAAUGUUCUUUCUGUUGAAAUGUUGAUGCAAGGUAUGUCUUGAGAAUAGAUCAUUCAAAAAUAUAUACCGAUGGGUUUCAGUUAGGAAGAGGAAAGCAGCUGUUUAUAGUGUGAUGGAGAGGAGUAAAUGCACAGAAUGUUAAAAACAGGAAGUAAAAGCAAUGGGAUUUUGAUAUGAAAACACACAUUUUGUAAUUUGGCAUUCAUUGUUAAACAUGUGUAUAAUAUGACAUGAAAGAAACAUUUGGUGAUAACAUUUGUUUUCCCAUUUUGACUUAAAAUCUGUUUUUCUUUUCUUUUUUUUUAGCUACAACAUUGUUAUAACAGCAAGGAACUGAGAGCAAACAUGUUCAAAAAUGAUAGUGGAAUAAAAUGUUCAGACAGCA